Molecule: messenger RNA, 5345 nt
Organism: Notolabrus celidotus (New Zealand spotty)
Lineage: Eukaryota; Metazoa; Chordata; Actinopteri; Labriformes; Labridae
Gene: synrg
Product: synergin, gamma
Exons: 24
Coding region: 54-4457 (1467 amino acids)
Cellular component (GO): clathrin coat of trans-Golgi network vesicle
Molecular function (GO): protein binding
Source: RefSeq, a predicted model, not a curated record
UACCUACCGUCACGGAUGACGUCAUCCCUGUACUAGUGACUGCUGUUAUCAAGAUGGCGCUGCGGCCAGGAUCUGGGGGAGGCAGCAGUUUUAUGUAUCCUGUUGGAGGGGGCCUGGGACCGCAACAAGGCAUGGUUCCCAUGCAGCAACAGCAGCAGCAGCAACAGCAGGGCUUCCCCAUGGUUCCUGUCAUGCAGGCAAACAUGCAAGGCAUGAUGGGAAUGAACUUUGGGGGACAGAUGCCCCCGGGGGCCAUGCCGAUGCAGGGUGGGAUGGCUAUCGGCAUGCAGACCCCUGGGAUGCAGUUCCUGGGUCAGCCACAGUUUAUGGGGAUGAGACCAGCUGGACCUCAAUUCACUGCUGACAUGCAGAAACAAAUGGCUGAGGAGCACCAAAAGCGUCUGGAGCAGCAGCAGAAGAUGCUGGAGGAGGACAGGAAAAGAAGACAGUUUGAGGAGCAGAAGCAGAAGCUGAGGUUACUCAGCAGCGUCAAACCCAAGACAGGAGAAAAGAGCCGUGAUGACGCCUUAGAGGCAAUCAAAGGCAACCUGGACGGCUUCAGCAGAGAUGCUAAGAUGCACCCGACUCCAUCAUCACAGACCAAGAAGCCAGACUCAUCGCCAUCACACCCGUCUGUCGCCACUCACUCCCUCCCCCCAGCAUUGUCCGAGGACAAUGACGAGUUUAGUGACUUUCAGGGGCCUGUAGAUGCCCCCGCCUCCUUUCCUCCACCCUCCUCCUCCUCCUCCACUGCUUCUUCAGCCUCCGGCUUCUCUUCUCACCCACCCGUCCAGCCCUCGUCCUCUGCCCUCAAGACAGGUUUUCCUGCGGAGGAUGACGAGUUUAGUGACUUUGUUCAGAGUCCCUUAAACGCUUCCUCCAACACCCAAAACCAACCUUCGUCCCCUUCUCUGAGGGCAGGUCUGUCCUCCUCCUCAUCCUCAUCCUCCCUCCCUACCUCUGUGUCCAUUCCCACUGUCACCCAAAACUCUGCUGUCAACACCAGCUCCCAAUCUACAUUUCAAGGCCCAUCCCUGGAAGAGAAGCUUUUCUCCUCAUGUGAUCUUACUGCUGAUAAGACUGCCCAGGUUAGCUUUAAGGCCAAGCAGAGUUUGGCUAAAAUGGGUCCGAGAACCAGAGUCUCGACCCAGUUUCAGCCCAGCAUUAAAGCCAGGAACUGGGCUGAGGCCCCUCAGGACUUGAGUUCUGUUUUCGUCCAAGAAAAGCUACCUGAGGCCCCGAUGCCGGCACCCAGCGCCCCACCAUCAGCUGCUGACUCAUCUCCUCUGAGCGGUAGCGACAGUGCAGGUGUUGGCGUUUACCCACAACAAGAGCACAUCCAGCCCAUGCUGCCCGCCUGGAUUUACAACGACAGCCUCGUCCCAGAAAUGUUCAAGAAAGUUUUUGAAUUCACCAUGACGCCGGCAGGGAUAGACACAGCCAAGCUUUACCCCAUCCUGAUGUCGUCAGGUCUUCCAAGAGAAGCUCUGGGGCAGAUCUGGGCGUCCGCCAACCGCACAACACCUGGCAUGCUGACCAAGGAGGAGCUCUACACUGUACUUGCACUAAUUGGUGUGGCGCAGAACGGCCUCCCGGCAAUGAACGUAGAAAUCCUCAGUCAGUUCCCCUCUCCACCCGUGCCCAACCUGCCGGCCUUGGCUAUGGCCAUGGCCCCCGUCAUGCCCCAGCACCAGCAGCCCAUGAUGACCCAGCCCCCUGUCUCCAUGGCAAUGCCCACACCAGCACCACCACCACCAGUCAUGGCCAUGACGCCUGCAGCUCCGACUCAAGCGCCCAAAAACACUAGUUUCAUCGCCAGUUUCCCUCCAGCACAGGUCAACAAAACAGACGACGAUGACUUCCAGGAUUUUCAGGAGGCCCCAAAAGCAGGAGGAGGGGACCCGGCUUUCAAUGAGUUUAAGGGGGAUUCAGGUGCAAACUUCCCCGCCACCAUCGCACCUCAGCAUCAAAACAGCGCUCCCGCCAUGCUGACUCCUGUGUCUGGUUCCUCCUCCGCCUCCGUCUCGGCCUCUGAUAAGUACGCCGUGUUCAAGCAGCUGUCUGUGGAUCCGCCUGCAGAGCCUACACCCCCUGCCUCAGAUUCUGGAGACAAAUACAGCGUGUUCAGACAGCUUGAGCAACCAGCUGACAAAAAAACAGUCGGGGAAGGAUUUGCAGAUUUCAAGUCUGUCAGCGCUGAUGAUGGCUUCACAGACUUUAAAACCGCCGACAGCGUCUCUCCACUAGACCCCUCAGAACAGGCCAAGAUCUUUCAACCUGCCUUUCCUUCUGCUUUCCCAAACUCUCAGUCUCUACAACAGCUCCCACAGCAGCAGCAGCAGCCAGCAGUGUCUCUAUCUCAGACCAAAAAUCCUCUUAACAUGGCCGACCUGGACCUUUUCUCUUCUAUAGCUCCCACUGUCCCUGCCCCCUCUGAGACAAAACCCACCACAUUCCCCUCAGUGUCUGUGCCCCCCUCUUUAGUUCUCCUACCAGGUGGAGCUAAACCUCCAGGGGGAGGAACAGAUGAUUUUGGUGACUUUGCUCUUUUUGGCUCCUCUUCUGAUGCUGCUCAGGCGCCCGCAGCAGGCGGAGCUGUGGCGGCCCCUCAGGAUGACUUUGCAGACUUCAUGGCGUUUGGCAGCUCUGGCGGGGAGCCUAAAGGCGAAAGCAGUGUGGGGGUCCAAGGGGAGACCUCGACUCAGCAGCGGCCUCAGCAGAGCUCAGACAAGUAUGACGUAUUCAAACAGCUGUCUCUGGAGGGGGGAUUGGCCUACGACGACACUAAAGAGAGCGGCGGCGGAUCUUUCUCUUCUCUUAAGAGCGAUACAGAUGACUUUGCCGACUUUCAGUCCUCAAAGUUCUGCACAGCACUCGGGGCUUCAGAAAAGACUUUGGUGGACAAGGUGUCAGCCUUUAAACAGGGCAAAGAGGACUCCACCUCCGUCAAGUCCCUGGACCUCCCGUCCAUCGGGGGGAGCAGCGUAGGAAAGGAUGACUCUGAGGACGCUCUCUCAGUGCAGCUGGACAUGAAGCUGUCGGACAUGGGUGGGGACCUGAAGCAUGUGAUGUCGGACAGCUCUCUGGAUUUGCCGGGUCUCUCGGCCCACCAGCCCCCCGCUACAGAAGGAGACGACAUGAAAUUUGACCCCUUUGGGACGUCGGCCCUCGGCACCCUGUCCAGCUAUGACUGGUCAGACCGGGAGGAAUGUCUGCCAGGUGAGGUCAGAAAGUCGCAGGGCUUUGAAGGAGCUUCUCUUCCAUCUUUAGCUCCCGCACAGAGGACGGAGCUGACCUUUGGCAGCACUGAAAACAUCACAGGCAGCUCUGCAGCAAAGAUCACCACCUCCCUCCCUGCAGACGACGGCUCCUCGACAGACGACAAGUUCGAAGCCUUCGCGGAUUUCGGCUCCAGUGACCAAGGAGGUGUCGAUGACGGGGACGACUUCGGGGACUUUGCAAGUACGAUAUCAGAGAAGUCUGACUCGCCCCCCGCCAGCGCUGAGGCGGGCUCCGAGGGGAAUCCAGGAGAGGCUUUGGAUGAGUUCGGAGCCUUCCAGGGGGACAAACCCAAGUUUGGGAAGUCUGACUUCCUGAAAGCGAGCGCUCAGCCCAAAGUCAAGUCCAGUGAGGAGAUGAUCAAGAACGAGCUGGCGACUUUUGACUUGUCUGUCCAAGGCUCCCACAAACGCAGUCACAGUUUGGGCGACAAGGAGAUCGGGCGUUCGCCCCCCUCUCCAGCUCCAGAACAGCCUUUCAGAGACCGGUCUAACACCCUGAGCGAGAAGCCGGUCCUGCCUGUCAUCAGGGACAAGUACAAGGACCUGACUGGCGAAGUGGAGGAGAGCGAGCGCUACGCAUACGAGUGGCAGAGGUGUCUGGAAAGCGCCCUGGAGGUCAUCACCAAAGCUAACAAUAUCCUGAACGGCAUCAGCAGCUCCACUGUCUGCACCGAGGUCAUCCAGUCUGCUCAGGGCAUGGAGUACCUGCUGGGUGUGGUGGAAGUGUAUCGUGUCACCCGGCGCGUUGAACUGGGCAUUAAGGCGACAGCAGUGUGCUCUGAGAAGCUGCAGCAGCUGCUGAAGGACAUCAGCCGUGUGUGGAACAACCUCAUGGGCUUCAUGUCGCUGGCCAAGCUCGCUCCUGAUGAAAGUUCCCUGGAUUUCUCCUCCUGCAUUCUGAGGCACGGCAUCAAGAACGCCAAGGAGUUGGCUUGCGGGGUGUGUCUGCUCAACGUAGACGCUCGCAGCAAGAACAAAGAGAGAAGCACAAUUGGACGUCUGUUUAAACGAGCUCUGACUAAAGACAAUGACAGGAGAGUAAGGGCGUUCAACUCGGAGACUGACAACUUCAAGCUGCUGUAUGGAGGCCAUCAGUACCAUGCCAGCUGUGCCAAUUUCUGGAUAAACUGCGUGGAGCCCAAACCCCCUGGCCUCAUACUGCCCGACCUGCUCUGAACAGGGUUAUAGCUAAUCAACAUCAGAUAGGUGGACUAACAACACCAUCACACUGCACAGGCUCUCACCUUGGACUGUGAGCGAAGAAAGGAUAUUAAAAACACUGGAUCCCGCUGUAUUUAUUUCUUGUUAUUCACAUUCUUCUCAUUUUGUUCACAAUUUUUCUCACUGAACUGCCACUCAUGCUUUGCUCAUGUCCAGAUCUGGACUCUGGUUCACAUUAAUCAACAAAUAAUUCUCCUUUUACAUGAAGAAAUAGUCUAUAUUAAUAAAAAAAAGUAUAGGAAGUGGCUUAUAUUUAUCAUAUAAUGUGUGCAGUAUCACUGACAAUAUUAGCAGAAGUCUAUAAACCUCAAAUUUUAAUAUCACUUGUUGCAUUUCCAUCUGUUUGGGAGGAAUUUUAUCCAUUAUCCUGUUUGUUCCCACUGAACCGGAGCUGUUGAAUCAAAAGCCUAUUACUGUACUUGAAUUACAUUCUUUGGUCCGGUCUGUUAGAAAAAAACUCUGCGGCUGCUCUUGUUUAAUAUCUUAACUUUCAUAUCUUAUAAACUAGGCAGGUGUCUACAUUUUAUGAAUUGUGUUAACUGCUUUGAUUGUUUUUUUGCACUGUUGUCAGGAUUUCUGCAUCUCUUUGGGUAUUUAAAUUGUGUAUUUUAUUGGGGGAAGAAAAGGUUGUGAUGUGUGGGACUUUAAGGGAAACAUGUAAACAGUUUUGUUUUUCUGUCUGUGUUGUGUUCAACUAGAGCUGAAGGUCCAGAAGAAGUUGACUGUGAUUUCUGAACUACAAUUGCAGCAGCACUUUUUGUAUGUUACAGUUUCAUGCUGUAGCAUUGUCAUAAUGACCAACUGUAAUGUGAAUGUGAUGUAAAUAAAUAUGCAUACAUCUUA